Messenger RNA from Ilex paraguariensis (yerba mate), 2679 nucleotides. The record is from the annotation of a GenBank genome assembly. Lineage: Eukaryota; Viridiplantae; Streptophyta; Magnoliopsida; Aquifoliales; Aquifoliaceae.
CAACCAUUGUAAUCUCUUUCAAUAAUCAUUGCUCCUCAGCGCCAAAGCUUAACCAUCAAAGACCACUAUACGAUGGCAACCCGACGGCAACUUCUCCAAAACCCCACUCUCCGGAAAAAACCAUCUUCAACUUCUAUGCCGAACCCUAACCCAACCCAUUUCAGCAAAGCCAUCCAAACAAUUUCAAUUUCCUCAAAACAGAACAACCCAUCAAACGUAAUACCAAAUUCAUCAACACCCACUCCAAAUACAUUCUUGAUUGAAAAGAUUUUGGUGUCCCUAAAGCAAGGUAAGUCCAAUUCUUCAAGAAGUUGUCUAUUUCAACUGAACACAUCAGUUUUUGUUGAAGUUCUCUACAAAUGUGGUGACAAUUUGGUAUUGGGUCAGAGAUUUAUUGAUUUAAUUGCUGUAUGUCAUCCAAAUUUUAGGCAUUCGUCGCGUUCAUUGAGCGCGGCAAUUCAUAUUUUGGUUAGGACUAGGAGACUAUCUGAUGCUCAGGCUUUGGUACUCAGGAUGGUUAGAAGAAGUGGUGCUUCAAGGGUUGAGAUUGUGGAUUCAUUGGUUUCAACUUACUUGAAAUGUGGGUCAAAUCCACUUGUCUUUGAUUUGUUGAUUAGAACUUACGUGCAAGCUAGGAAGUUGAGGGAGGCGGUGGAGGCAUUUCGGAUGUUGAAAAGUAGAGGGUUUUAUGUUUUGAUAAAUGGUUGUAAUAGUCUUCUUGGAGGGCUUGUCAAGGUUGGAUGGGUUGAUUUGGCAUGGGAAGUCUACGGAGAAAUGGUUAAAAGUAAUGUUCUAGUGAAUGUGUAUACAGUAAAUAUAAUGGUUAACGCAUUGUGUAAAGACCAAAAAAUAACAAAUGCGAGGCUGUUUUUAUCUGAAAUGGAAGAGAAAGGAAUUUUUCCAGAUAUUGUAACUUAUAACACUUUAAUUAAUGCUUAUUGUCGUCAAGGGCUUGAAGGAGAAGCUUUUGAGUUGAUGAACUCAAUGACUGCUAAAGGAUUGAAACCUUGUCUUGUAACAUAUAAUUCUAUUAUAAAUGGUUUGUGUAAGAACGGGAAAUAUGUGAGGGCAAAGGAAAUUUUGGGUGAGAUGGUGCAGAUGGGGUUGUGUCCUGAUACUGCUACUUACAACACAUUGCUUGCUGAGUGCUGUAGAAAAGAUAAUUUGUCGGAUGCAGAAGGAAUUUUUGAUGAAAUGUUGUGUCAAGGUGUUGGUUUAGAUCUUGUUAGCUAUAGCUCCCUUAUUGGGUUGUUUUCAAGGAAUGGACAUCUUGAUCUGGCAUUAGCAUAUUUUAAAGAUAUGAAGAGUGUUGGCUUGGUACCAGACAAAGUUAUUUAUACUAUUCUUAUUGGAGGUUUUUGUAGAAAUGGCAUUAUGUCAGAGGCUAUGAAGAUGCGGGAUGAAAUGCUCAAACAAGGUUGCCUUAUGGAUGUGGUUACAUACAAUACUAUUUUGAAUGGGCUAUGCAAAGAGAAGAUGCUCCCUGAGGCUGAUGGGCUUUUCAAUGAGAUGGUUGAAAGGGGGAUCCAUCCCGAUUUUUGCACUUACACGACACUCAUACAUGGAUAUUGUAAGGAUGGGAAUAUGAACAAAGCUGUAAACUUGUUCAAGUCGAUGCUUCAGCGAAAUCUCAAACCAGAUAUUGUCACUUACAAUACUUUGAUUGAUGGGUUUUGCAAGGAAGGAGAAGUGGAAAGAGCUAUUGCCUUGAGGGAUGAUAUGAUCUUUCAAAAGAUAUUUCCUAAUUACAUUACAUAUAGCAUUCUAAUUAAUGGAUUUUGUAGUAAGGGUUGUGUAUCUGAUGCAUUCAGAAUGUGGGAUGAGAUGGUUGAUAAAGGUAUUGAGCCCACUAUUGUAACUUGUAACACUAUAAUAAAAGGAUAUUGUAGGUCUGGGGAUGUAGCAAAGGCAGAUGAGUUUAUGAAAAAGAUGAGUUCCAAGCGACUUUUUCCUGAUUGUGUUACAUAUAAUACUCUUAUAAAUGGAUAUUUAAAAAAAGAGAAUAUGGACACAGCCUUUGAAUUGGUUAGUAAAAUGGAAAAUCAAGGCCUAUCACCUGACAUCAUUACAUACAAUGCAAUUCUGGAUGGAUUCUGUCGACAAGGUAGUAUGCAAGAAGCCAAUCUCAUAUACAGCAAGAUGAUUGAGAGGGGUAUAGAUCCUGACAGAUCCACAUACACAUCAUUGAUAAAUGGGCAUGUCACACAGGACAACUUGAAGGAGGCAUUUCGGAUCCACGAUGAGAUGCUGCAAAAGGGUUUUGUGCCAGAUGAUAAAUUUUAAUUUGUUUGCUGUUGCAGCCAUUUAUCCCUACAUACUGAGGGAAUAAUGGAGCAAACAAAUGGUGAUUCAAGUACAUCAGAACCUUUGAAACAUGAGUACAGUUACGAAUGGGCGUGGUAUAGGUAGCCAAAUAUGUUGAUGGUAUUACACUCUGGCUCUUCUCUUACCUCAAAUAUCUCUUAGUUUUGUCGAGCAGCAUAGUUUGUGUGCCCUGUUCUAUGGAAUAUUGAUUUGAACAUACUGAUUGGAACAUCCUUGUUUCAGACUUAGAUAACAAUGAAUCUGGAGAAAGAGCAAGCUGAGGGUUGGAACAAGGACUUUGACGUUUGAGUAGCAUUCAUGGAUGUUUGCCCUUGCCAAAUGAAGAUCGAAAAUGGUACCAACAACUGACAAGAA